Messenger RNA from Gambusia affinis (western mosquitofish), 1994 nucleotides. It is a transcript of the gene polr1e, whose product is annotated as RNA polymerase I subunit E. Gene Ontology annotation, molecular function: DNA binding. The transcript is spliced from 12 exons. The record is from RefSeq and is a predicted model, not a curated record. NCBI's taxonomy places the organism in Eukaryota, Metazoa, Chordata, Actinopteri, Cyprinodontiformes, Poeciliidae. The coding region runs from base 22 to 1269 and encodes 415 amino acids. Gene Ontology annotation, cellular component: RNA polymerase I complex. Gene Ontology annotation, biological process: nucleolar large rRNA transcription by RNA polymerase I; RNA polymerase I preinitiation complex assembly; transcription elongation by RNA polymerase I.
AGAAACCCCACAACAACUGUCAUGGCUGCCUCCUGCUCUUUAGUGUGCUGUGGGGAAGAGACUGAAUCCGACAAAGCAGCUAUUGUCCGCUUUUCCAAUGGCUGCGUCACCAAUGCAGAGAGCCUCGAUUUCAGCAUGUACAAGAACAGAGAUGAGAACAACCCGAGGAAGAAGAGCAGGCGGAUACUGGUUGCUGAAUCAAACAGACUGAGUUAUGUUGGUCAGAAUUUUGGAGCGGGAGCUCUGAAAUGCAACACCCUCUGCAAAUAUUAUGUUGGAGUGCUGAACAAACAGACCAUGCAAAUGGAGGUGCAUAACGCUGUGCUGUUCAACAUGCAGCCUGUUAUCCCGGGGGAGACAUCAACUACCAAAUCUCAGGAUACUUCUCAAUCCUACAGAGACAAAGUUGAUAUGUUGAUUGAGGCAUUUGGCACCAACAAGCAGAAACGAGCCCUGGCUUCCCGCAAGCUAAACCAGGUGGGUAGCAAUGCCCUGCAGGCUGCAGUGGAUAAAGCUGCCACCUCUGUUAUUGAAAAGAAAGGUCUGGAAGCCCUCCAACAGGAAGUGGUUGAGACAGAGUCCCAAGAGACCCUGGGGUCCCACCUGCCUCCUUGCAAUCCAAACGCAGGCAAACGAGAAGACGUAUACCCAUUUGAUGAGCUCUUGAGUCCAGUCGAGCUCGCUGCUUUGGAGCAGCCUGGAUCCAAGAUGGCAGCACUCACCAAGGAGGAGCUGCAGAAGAUGAGAGAUGAAGGAGGGUCACUGAGUGUUGUGAAGCAUUUAGAGAGCCUGCCACCUGAAGGUGAAGCCAGAGAGAGAAUAGCACGCUGCGCCUUUUACCUCUCUCUGCUCUUCAAACUGGCAAAUCAGAAGAACGUCCAACGCAAGUUUGGACAUGAUGAAGGCUGCCCUCGCAUCAUUCAGAACAAGCUGUUCAGAACUUUCACUGUAGAGAGUUUCGACAAUGGGAGGGUGCAGAAGAUAGUUUCAACAUCAAUGCGUGCCAAAUUAGCAGCGUACAGCUUGGCUCUGUUGUUGCACAUGGGUCACAUGACUGUUGACCUCUCAUUACUGCAUCGUGAUCUGGGAAUCACCAAAGCCAAGGUGAUCGAGAUUGCAAAGUCAAUGGGACUGUCUUUGAUUAAACCAGCAAGAGCCAAAAGGGACGAAGCUGCACUGAGUGACGACCACCGGCAGGCCACUGUUGUCCUACCACUAGUCAAGUAUGAGAAGUUUGUCGAGCAACGGAAACGGAAGAAGAUGCAUUAAAAUAUAAGAAAAGAUGAAAGGACUGCAGGAAAUGGAAACAUCACAAAGAAGAGCCGUUUAUUAUGUUUUGUAGACAAAAGAGAAAAGAGGACACUUUGAAACCUUAUUUUUUACGAUUACUGUUGAGGAUGUAAAAACUAACAAGCUGUAAACAACCUCUAGAUUACCUAACAUCCAGCUUUACUCUAUAGGCACAUUUGUAGAGUUCACUUAGGCUAUAUUCACAUUGCUGCUUGAAGUGACCCAACUCAAGUUUUUUUCCUUAAUGUGACCCAGACAUAGGUCACAUUAAGGGGGGAAAAAAAAAAAAAAAAAAAUCGGAAUUGGGUCACUUCAGACUGCAGUGUGAACGUAGCCAUAUUGCACAUAUUUCCAUAGCCAUAUUUCUGUUUGGUUGCAAGAAAAUGAGUGUUGGCAUUGAAGCCAGAAACUCACCUUAAAACAACACACUGUGCAAGAGGCAGAAGCUUAAUUUUGGCUUGUUGUUGCAUAUUCACUUCAUACGAUCAUCUUUCCAAACCCCCCUGCUACAAUUGUAGAUUUUUUUUUUAAAUAUCAAAAAAGGCACAGAUUUGUACCAGAUGAGUUAUUUCUAAAGCCUUCCCCUGCUGCUGGGAUCUAUUGAAGAGCACAUCCUUAACAGAAACUAUUAAAAGCAGAAUGAUGAUAAAAUGUCUGUGGUGUAAAAACCAUUAAAAUAAAGCUUCAGUGAAACAUGCAGUUGA